AUGGCACCCGGUGAUCCAGCGGACCCCCUCCAACACAAUGUUACCGUCACACCGGUCUUCGGGCCGUUUGCCGGCCGCCGGGUGGACUUCACUUUGCAGUUCCCUCCGGACUAUCCCUUCCGCGGGCCGCGAAUCCGCUGCCGCCAGGCGAUCUUCCACCCAAAUAUCGAUGUCGGGGGCGGGGUUUGCCUGAAUAUCCUCCGGCUGGAGUGGUCACCUGUACACACCCUCGAGCACCUGCUGGUCGGCCUGCUGAACAUUAUGACGGAACCAUACCCGGAGGACCCACUCAAUAAGUCCGCCGCGGACAUCAUGCUGCAGGACCCCCGCCGGUAUGUGGAGAUCGUCAACCUCACCAUCGCCGGAGGAACCUUCGACGGGGUGGCUUUCAGUGCGCUGGACCGUGCCUAG
Messenger RNA from Fonticula alba, 411 nucleotides. RefSeq lists its product as hypothetical. The record is from RefSeq and is a predicted model, not a curated record. Gene Ontology annotation, cellular component: nucleus. The coding region runs from base 1 to 411 and encodes 136 amino acids. Gene Ontology annotation, molecular function: NEDD8 transferase activity. NCBI's taxonomy places the organism in Eukaryota, Rotosphaerida, Fonticulaceae. Gene Ontology annotation, biological process: protein neddylation. The transcript has 4 exons.